This is a messenger RNA of Acaulospora colombiana, 412 nucleotides long. Lineage: Eukaryota; Fungi; Glomeromycota; Glomeromycetes; Diversisporales; Acaulosporaceae. The record is from the annotation of a GenBank genome assembly.
UCCAUCCUCGCAGUCGUCCACCAAAAAUGGUAUUCCCACGAAAAUUAUAAUACUAACAGUGGGAUUGGUAAUAGCAUUGAUUAUAUUGGUGACGAUUAUGAAAUCGUGUCUGGAUCGUUAUUGGAAUAAAAGUCGGAAGAAUGUUUGUUCGGACAAAAGCCUUUUGGUACCACAAUACCAACGACCCAAUAAUCGUGGCCUAAAGAAAUCUAGCGUUUCGAAAGCGAAUAGUCGUUUGAUGAUACCACAGCUCGCUUAUUUGGAGGGAGCGCAUGAAAAAAUAUACACCCAGGUGUUAGACGAUCGGAUGAUGGAAAUCGACAUACAAAUAUCUAACAUGGCCAUAGUGCCCAAACCCAAAUUGCACGUGGUAAAUCCAGAUAAAUCUGAAGAAAGUAUUGAGUCAGUGUAG